Messenger RNA from Vitrella brassicaformis, 2183 nucleotides. The record is from the annotation of a GenBank genome assembly. Lineage: Eukaryota; Vitrellaceae.
UCAUCUCCCACUAUGGCCACUCGUGAGCUGUUGUCUGGUGUUGUCGUAUGCCGCCCACAGCACCUCGGGCGCACAGUAGGACCACGUCCCCUGAAUGUGUCAAAGAGGGGAGGGGUGAUGAGAGAAGACACAUACAGAUGGAUGGAUGGAUGGAUGAUGGUCGUACUGACCUGCAAGUCGUUCGCUCGCACGGUGUGCUCUCGCCCAUUGGCCUGGACCUUAUACCGCUUUAAGUGGCCGAAGUCGCAGAGCUGACCCAAAGGAACGCCACACGCACACCACAUCACCACAUCAACACACAUCGACAGAACCCACUCGUACGUCCACCGUAUCUUACCAGGUACGUUAAGGAAGCGUCGGAAUGCAAGAUGCAAAGCUCAAUGGUAUAAAAUGUAGGCACCGAUUGCCUGGAGACACAUCAAGAAACAAGACAGAUGGAAUGUGUGUGUGUACGUCCCCCUCACUCACUAGCUGUGCCUCUAGUGCAUUCCUCAUCUUCGCCGCCGCCCGCCUCUCUUGCCGCCGUGUCGCCCUCUCCUCCCGCUCCCUCUCGGCCCGCUCUCGCUGCUCCGCCUUCCAUUCGAUAGCCUCCUGCAGUCGGCGGUCCCUCCUCCUCGCCUUCCUGCGCUGCCUCUUCUCCCUCUCCUUCUCCCUCUUGGCAGCCGCUGGCUGGCGUGGCGGGUGUGCGAUGUGGAUGGCGGUGGCGGUGCGUGCGAAUGGACGGCUCUCCUGCACACAUAUAUAAACAACAGAGGUCAGGUGACUUUGGCGGUGUGCUUCUGUGUCCGUUUGUGGAUGCCUCACUCACCAUGUGGUGGAUGACAGUGUCGGUAUCGCUGAGCGUGUCAGCAGCCGACUCAAACACCUGCACACAGCCAACAGACACUUUAAAUGACAUCCCUGCCGAUAUGUGUGUGCUGGGCGUUUCUCUCCCUCACCAGGUGCCAAGAGACACACGGAGACCUGGAAGAUUCCGGCCAUCCAAGAAUCCCUGGCGAUGACCUCGAAUGUCGCUCGAAAGGAGGGCUGCUUAUGGAGCACCUUGUCGAGGAGCUCGUAGAUGUCGUCCUUCUCGUCGCUGGAGAGGUGGGUGGCCCGCUGGUCGGCGUAAUCCUCGUAACUGCCCUGUGCAAUGGUCUGCAAACAAGCAGCACACAAGUGGCCUGCAAUUAUUGUGUUCCCGAAUCUCCCUCUUUGCGUGUCGUUUAAAUUCGGUGCGCCCACUUACGUAAUGCUUGCCUUCCAGUUCCCCGAAUGGGAAGGUGCCGAAGAGCAUGACGAAUAGGGUGGCGCCGAGGGAGAAUAUGUCGCUCGGGGGGAGCUCGUAAGAGAUGUAAUUCUCCUGGCCAGCCAAGCGACACACACGCGAUAUAACAUGCCCUCUGGGUGUUCGGUGUUUGUUGGUUUACAGGCGCGGUGAUGGAGUUGCUGUUUUCGUGCGCCGCCCACAGCACCUCGGGCGCACAAUAGGACCACGUCCCCUGAAUGUGUCAAAGAGGAAAGGGGUGAUGAGAGAAGACACAUACAGAUGGAUGGAUGGAUGGAUGAUGGUCGUACUGACCUGCAAGUCGUUCGCUCGCACGGUGUGCUCUCGCCCAUUGGCCUGGACCUUAUACCGCUUUAAGUGGCCGAAGUCGCAGAGCUGACCCAAAGGAACGCCACACGCACACCACAUCACCACAUCAACACACAUCGACAGAACCCAUGCCCCCUGUGCUGUGCUGUGCUGUGUGUGUGUGUGGUGGGUGAGCAGCCAUCUUACCUUCAGUGUCAGCUGGUGGGGGCUGCUGGCCGCUGCGCUGGGGAGGCUGGAGGAGGAUGACGCCGACGGGCUGGCCUGGGGGGUCUUCUGCCGCUGCUGCUCACCCGCAGUGGCGCUGUCUGACGCCUCGCGAAACAGCAGGCAGUUCUCGGGCUUGAUGUCUGACAGACAGAGACACACAUACAUAUCGAUGGAUGGAUGGAUGGAUGGAUGAGGGAAGAGGGGUGAGGGGUGAAGGUACUUACCUCUGUGUGCCACGCCGUGAAUGCAUUGUGUUGUGUUCUGUCUUACCUCUGUGUGCCACGCCGUGAAUGCAUUGUGUUGUGUUCUGUUGUGUUGUGUUCGUGUGGUGUGUACCCAUACCUAGGACAGGGCGUGUUGGCUCUUGGCAGUAUCUUGAACCACUCGUUCGAAGAUACAU